ACACUCAUUCGAUCAUUUUUCUCCCCCGCAGACUCACAAUGGCGGCGCCCACCACCAGAUGGCCGCGCCUGCUGCUGCUGCUACCCCUCCUCCUCCUGCUCCUCCUUCAGGCGACAAGUGUCUGCGGUCAGCUGAGCCUCGGCGGUGCCAACUCCUUCCUUCCGGAGCACCUGGACGCCGCCGCCGCCGCCACCACUGGUAAAACUUUAGAGGUUACUCCGCUUGUUGACGCCUCAACCACUAACGCUGGCGCUGCCGCCGCCGCUGCUGCUGCUGCUGCUGCAGAGCCUGCCUCUGAUUCUGACUUACCAGGGGCGAGCCAAGCUGAUGAUUCUUUAACAGCCGCCACGACAGCCUCCCCCGAGGAGACGACUCUCCCUGACUUUGACGACUAUACCGCUGACGAGACAGAGACGACCACAGAACACUUAAGUUCUCCAGAAAAUCACAUCAGCCUAACAGAGGAAGCAGAUUCCCCUGACUCUUCAGCCCACAGUAAACCUAAUGCUGAGAAGCUGGCGACAGACGCUCCCAACCUUAUGCGGCGAAUAGUGUUCACGGGACCCGAGGCAACUGCCGCCGCGCCGCAGCCGGAAGACCAGUCCACCAGGCCGUCCUCGGUGGUCCGCGGCCUCGACAACCCAAGCACAGACUUCUGGCUACCCAACUGGCCGACACAGCUUUUGACAAGCACUGAAGAAGCAUCACGAAGGCCGACCGUCAGGUUCCCGUCCGCCUCGCCCACCGCCGUCCCCGACACUGAAGCAGCCCCCCCCGCCACGCCCACCCAGUCCUACACCGUCACAAAAGUUCCUGUCACUCAGUAUUACUUCGACCUGGCGUCUGCGUCUCCAUCAGACAUUCCAGGCCCCCUGUUUGACCACGAGGAUCUCGGAGUCUCUGUGUCGGCACUACCCUCUGCCCUUCCCGACUUGACGCAGCCUCUCGCAGCGGAGGAUUUAGCGUCCAGCAUAUCAGAAUUACAGUCCAGCGUCCUGGUGAGCCUCGACGGGCCGCCAGUGACGUCCACUCCAGCGUUACAUGACUCGGUGACCUCGGCAGUACUCGCAACUGACGGACCUCACUCCAUCAGCGCCUCCACCGCCACGCCCACGGUGCCGGCGCCUUCCUCCGCCCUGAACGAGGUGGUGGGCGAGCACAUUGUCGAUAACACACUUCCCGAAGAUGCCGAAAAUGAAGGUGACGUUGCUGUGAGGCAAACCACAGAGACUCCUGAAGUGUUGCCUCCUCCAAUAAGUACAAACCAGAGCGGUGUUGAAGAUUCUGAUCACUCUGAGAACAUCACCGUCAAUGACGACCCAAGUGGACUACAGUCACCCACGGACGCUAGUGACACACCCGAGCCCACAAGCACGCCCCAGCCCGACGCGCCGUCCCCUGCCGGGCCGGCGCCUCCAACUGACAGUGAGCCCGUUACCGCCACGAGCUCACCCACUCCUGGUACCGUAAAGCCGUCGUCUGUCCGUACCUCACAGGCCACAAAGACCUCUAGAAUCCCUUUGUGGCAGCUUUUGUCGCAGUCCUCACCCUCUAGACCUGCCAGUACCCUGCCUCCCAGCACCCCGCUGACCUCUUCCGUCACUGUAGCGCCCUCUCCUCCCGCUGCAGACUCAGUGACGCCUCUUGCCAAUGCUCUCCCUCACCCUCAAAGCACAUCGAUAGAGCCUCUCUCGGCACUAGACGACUCCCCCGCCCCCCCUCCCCCUACUCUCACACCCUCAUCACAAGACACUGUGUCCACUCCGGAGUCGCCACCACCAGACGACUCUGAUCCUUCCACUCCCCUAGACAGUAAUGAUCCGGAUCAGGUUCUAACUAAGACAUUGAGGAGUGAACUUGAAGAUGUCAAUUUUAAAAGCCCUGAACUCAACAUCACGGAUUCAGAUUCAGCCAAGCCUCCAUUUGUCGAGGGUUCCGAGCCAGAGUUUCCAGAGUUACCGAGUUUCAAUAAUCAAACAAAUUCUUCCCUUUCUCUUAACCCUAACACCGUAGUGAGUAAUGCCAAUAUAGAUGUACAUAACGCACUUGAUGACACUCACACUAACAUCUUUUCAGGGGAUAACACACCACCAGAGAAUAAUACACAACAUGAAAAUGCAAUACCCGAUGACACAAAAGUGGUUGAGAAUGACCCUCUAAUGAGCUCUGUCGAGGAAGAGCGUGACGUGGCGGCGGUCAGUUCCGCCGGGGUUCUUGUAUCACCUCCCCCCACCACCGCUAGUGCCACGUGGACCCCUGUGGUAGACGUGUCAGAAGGUCACACUGAGAGCACAUCUGUUCCUGCCUCCAGCUCUGUGCUAACCUCCACCACUCUCGUGUCCCCGUCACCUCCCGAGAUUCUCACUGGCUUCACGCCCAUCAUAAGCUCCACCCAAACCUCUCCCACACCCAGUAGUGCAGCACCAGGAGAUAGCCACACUAGCCUUUCCUCCUCUACCGCUACCACUCUCGACAGCACCACCACCGCCAGUGCACCAGCUCAAGACCUAAGCACCCUCUCCGCACCCACACCCACUCUUAGCUCUGCACUUGACCUCCCUGCUGUACAGAAAACCGACAGUGAGUCACCUGGUAAUAAUACUUCUGUAGCUAAGACUAUAGAUUUAAGUGUGAAGACUAUAGAUGAAAGUUUACCUUCUCAUGAUGAUCUCGCAACUCCACACAUGCCAGAAACAGGGGACGCUUCUAUAGCAUCAUGGGCGCCGAGUGUAACGGAUUUGUUAUUAGAGACGUCUGCUCCACCUGAUUUAAUUGUUCCUGAGUUAGAGUCCACAGUCCUGGGCAGCCUUCCGGAGCCUACCAUUCUGGCCACGGAAAGUCCCUCAAGUGUAGCCUCCCCAGAGAUCCUCCCAAGCCCUUCUCAAACGUCUGUACCGGCUCAGACAUUGCACGUCACGCACACUAACCUAUCGUCUGUCAACCUUGUCGCCAUCAGCCUCCCUCAGCCCUCCUCCUCUCCUGUCCUGCCGGAGUUACAAGUGACCUCCUCUCCCCCCGUGCCCCAUGAUGCUCCGAAGUCCCUGGCCUCUGUUUUUUAUCAAGCUGUUCCCGAGUCCACAGCCUUCCCCAUUACCCCUGACGUUCAGAUGUCUUCUUCAGCUGUCCCUGUCCCUCUUGACCAUACUGUUUCAUCCGCCCUUCCUGACGCCCCAUUGUCCUCAAGUGUCCCUUCCCUUCCCGAAGUCCCUGUCUCCUCUGUUACAUUUGACGCCCCUCAAUCUUCACCUGUGCCACUCCCAGCUGAUGCCCCCAUGUCAUCAGCUGUUCCUGCUAUUCCCGAAGCCCCCGUGUCCUCAGUGCUUCCCGACAACCCCGAGUUCUCAGUCACUGUCGAUGCCCAAGUGUCUUCAGCUGUCCCUGUCCCCACUGCCGUCCCCGAGUCUUCCGUAGCACCGGUGUCCUCCUCGGCUGUCCCCAUCCUUCCUCCUGAUGUCCCUGUCUCCUCAGCCUCUGUAGCCAUCCUCCCAACCCCGUCUAUUCAUCCCCCCGCUUCCGACUCACCCACUUUGGUUGCUCCGACAGCCACAGACGACCCAAGCCCCACUCUGUUACCAGAACCAGUCCAACCUGAAGAGGGCGCAGAAGAGGGAACACAGCAGGAGGUGCCAGAGAAAGAAUCAGCUCUUGAAAUAGUGACGGAGGUCCCACCACCACCACCACUACCACCGACGACGCCUGUUCCCGAUACCACCACUCCUGACACCACCACCACUACCACCACCACUACAACCACAACCACCACCACAACAGAGGCUGCCACCACGACCACGACCACGCAUGAAGAGGAACCAACAACAGCCCCGUCAGACAACACCACAGCCUCCACCUCUCCGCUGCCUGACACAUCUAUCAACGAGACGACCUCCGCGCCCGGUGAGGCGCCGACCCUCACCACCACCGUAGUACUGGAGAACGGCACCGCGGUGGUGGUGGCGCUGCCCUACAUCCGCGCGCUGGUGGACUACAACGCGCGUGAAUUCUGCGCGCACAAGCAAGACUUCCGCUCCAUGUUCGCCGAGUGGAUCACCAGAGACCUCAACGGCAGCGUCAGGCAUGUGGCGGCCAGCGACAUAAGGUUCUUCAGCAUGGCCGACUGUCCCGAGGCGCCGCUACCCCGGGACGACCUCGCAACUACUGAGAUGAAGGAUGGCAAUAAGUCGCAGGGGGAGAAUCACACCCACGUGUAUUUCUACGUCACCAGCGGGGACGAGGCGGACCCCAACCUGACAGAGAAGUUCCCGCUCUUCCCCACCGACCUCUUGAUCAGCGACAGGCUCACCUACUUGUUGCCGAGGGUGAUGCAGCUGGAGGUGGUGCGUCCUGACGACUCCACCAACCAGGACCAGCUGCAGGAGGCCGCCGUGGGUACGUCCGUCAUCGUCAUCAUCGUCAUCUGCAGCAUCGUCGGGGUCACCAUAAUAUUCCUACUUUUCUUCUUUGUGGUGGUCAAGAAACGCGGCGCUUCCAACAACUAUUACGGUCGCCGCUGCACUCCAGUCAGCAUGGACGCCUACAGCAUGGACAGCGUCUCCGUGUACCACUCCUUCAGGCGGAAGAGCAAAAGACGCGCAUCGGGCAGAUCGAUGAAGUCCUACCUCAACCAGGCCUUCGACGAUCCGAACGGCCCGUCGCGUCCCCUCAACUUCGCCAAGCUGACGCACUUCAUCUCGGACAUCGACGGCGUCCACGAGGAGUUCGCGACCAUCCCCGUCAACAUGCCCAAGUACGACGAGCUGCCGCCGGGAGUGGAAGACAAGAACAGGUACGCCAACGUGAUCCCGGUGCCCGAGACCCGCGUGCUGCUCAAGGUUACCAAGGAUGGACGCAACUGCGAGUACAUCAACGCCAACUUCGUGCGCGGCGCCAGAAACGAGUCCAAGUACUACAUCGCCACGCAGGCGCCUCUUGAUGACACUGUGGCAGACUUCUGGCGGAUGAUCUGGGAGCAGGAGACGCGCGUGGUGGUCAUGCUGACGGACUUCGUAGAGAAAGGCAUCGACAAGUGUGCGGACUACCUGCCGCCCUCGGAGACCCUGGACUGCCACCGGCUGUACGGGGACUUCCAGGUGACCCUCAAGUCCCGUGACAUGAGGGAGAAGUUCGUGGUGUCCAACGUGCAGCUCAAGAACCUGGAGAACAACCUGGUGCGGGAGGUGGCGCACAUGUGGUUCACGGGCUGGCCGGCCUCGGGGGUGCCCAACGAGGAGGCUGCCUUCAUCUCUUACAUCCUGGAAGUGAGGAGAACACGCAAGAAGCUGAGGGCGAAGGGUCCCAUCGUCGUCCACUGCAGCCCCGGGACUGGCCGCACGGGGACUUUCCUGGCCAGCGACAUGGUCAUGAAGCAGUUUGAGGAACACCGCACCAUAGACGUGCCCAGGACAGUGUACACGAUCAGGAGGGACAGAGCGGGGGCCGUGCAGACCAAGGAACAGUACGCCUUCAUCUACAGGGUGAUCAACUUGUACGCCUCGAAGCUCACCUCCGGGAACCUCGAGUCGCUGUAGUGGUUCCUCGGCCACCGCCUGAUAUUCGAACGCCAAUUUUGUGUCCAAUGAGUUGCACUUGAACCGUCGCGUCGUGGCGCGAGGCAGCGGGAGCAGCAGCACAGCCGAGCACGUGCCUUGAAUGACUGAAGUGCAAUACACGCUGAGCCUGAGCCAGGGCCGUGUUGAUACACUUUGCAUUUAUAACGGAAUAUUUUAAAUGACUAUAAAUAAAUGUAUAUAUAUUCAUAGCAUAUCAUCCUAUUAUUUUUAAUGACUGUGUUAGCUAUAUGAGAAUAUUUAUGCAUGGAAAUGUUCAAAACGACAGUUAUUCGUGUACAAAGAGAUGAUCCCGUUGUGGCCUGUCUGACAGACGCCGCGUAAGCUAUGCAACACCUCACGCACCUAACAGUUACCGUGUACUAAGCCUCCCGUCUACUUAAAUUAAGAUAUUAUUUAAUCAUUAAUCAUUCGGGGAUAUGCACGGAAUGUGUGUGUGUGUGUGUGUGUGUGUGUGUGUGUGUGUGUGUGUGUGUGUGUGUGUGUGUGUGUGUGUGCGUGUGUCUGUGUGUGUGUGUGUGUGUGUGAUAUCGUCAGCCCAUUUGCAUUUUCGAGACCAUCGCGCCCCUUCCCCGGCCGUGCCUCACCUGUAGCCCCUCGCUCACCAUCCCCAAGGCGGCGGCUGCCCUCGUCUGCCCCGGGCCGCUACGCCUUUCCCCACACGGCUCAUCCCAACGUUACUCUCAAAGCGCCGAUGCGGCCACUUUGAGGAAGGUGAAGUAGCGUGCGAGAGUUAGUUGUGGGAGGCGUGAUAUUAUAAAACAAAGGGCCAGCAGCUUCACAGUUCAAUACAGCCAGUUCGUAAGCUCCCCAACCAAACACAAACUACUACGAAAAUCCCUUGUAUAGUGCAUGACAUUUAUAUAAAAAGGAGGACACUUUAGGGAACUACACAGGAAUGCGCUUUAGUAUCUGGUAUUGAGUAGGAAAAAAAAACCGAUCAUUGUGGAGGAUAUAGUUUGGUAUGAGCGCUUGUGUUGGACUGUCGAGCUGGCCCUUUAAAGUGAAUAAGUGGGCUGGAGCGCCUGCUUCUAUACUGAACAACGGCGGAGCGCGAGCCACAUCGGGAGGCGAGUGCUGGCGCGUUAGGCAUUUAGCUAUCUUCAUUCCUCACCGCCUUUACGUUCAGUCAUAUGUUGCCAUUGUUUUACUUGUUAGCUUAGUAUUACACACACACACACACACACACACACACACACACAUUAUGUAACAUCCUCCGCUGGCUAUAUAGGCCCGUAUUUUUAAACGCAUCGGCCCCUCAGUUCGCCUGUUUGAAAAGCCUCUCGUCGUGGAAGUUGCUGCAUGGGGGCUUGUCAUGGACUGUUUUGUAAUCCUCAUGGUAGCUUUACCCGACUUCUACGUCUUGAACGGAGAGUCACCACCCAUGAAAAUCCGGUUAAUCUUCUCUGUGGCCUUGGAAAAUAGUCGUAAAGUGGGAGCCCGAUGCGUUUAAUUAACCCGGUAGCUGCGGGAAUCAUGUUUCUUAAAGGCCCCUCUAAGCGAAUUAAUGAGAAAAAAUCAUCACCCACGCAAUCCAUUUCAUAAUAUAUAUCAACGAAUUUGUCAUCAGUUUAUGCAUCAUCUCUUUUUUUGGGGGUUAUAUCAUGGCACAAAUUUGGCCCCCGUCGCUGGUACACGGUAAAGCCACAAAUUUGGCCCCCGUCGCUGGUACACGGUAAAGCCACAAAUUUGGCCCCCGUCGCUGGUACAUGGUAAAGCCACAAAUUUGGCCCCCGUCGCUGGUACAUGGUAAAGCCACAAAUUUGGCCCCCGUCGCUGGUACAUGGUAAAGCCACAAAUUUGGCCCCCGUCGCUGGUACAUGGUAAAGCCACAAAUUUGGCCCCCGUCGCUGGUACACGGUAAAGCCACAAAUUUGGCCCCCGUCGCUGGUACACGGUAAAGCCACAAAUUUGGCCCCCGUCGCUGCUACCGGGCUAAGAAUAUGGACCUAUAGAAUAAAAUCGUCAAAGACAUUCCAGAUACGUUAGUUUCUGUCUUAACCCAGUCCCUCCCUCCUUUCCUUCCCCUUCCUCCGCUGUGCCCCUUAUCGGUGUUGGAUCCUUUUACACUCCUAUUUUAAUCACAUCCCGAUAACGUGCGGUCACAUCAGGACGCUUCCCUCCCCAUCAAAACCCUACGGACAUGUUUCUCUCGUGUAUCGUACGCUGUCGGUCAUUAGAGCCUCGUGCUUCCCCUAAGAAUGAAGGAACUGUGAUAAUUAGGCGUGGAUUGUAUAUAGUUGGGCGCAUAGAUACAUAUAUUUUAAUCUCCUAUGUAAGUUAAGCCGGAGUCCUGUUGCUGCUGUUGAGGUGUUGAGUUGUCCCCUCCGGCAGCCUCGACCCCGGCCCCGACGCCCGUCACAAAGCAUUUCAUCGUGUGGUUUUGUAUAAUAGGAUGUACUAAGUGAAAUGUGCCUCGAUAAAAUAAAGUACUCACCGCUCA
Messenger RNA from Eriocheir sinensis (Chinese mitten crab), 8007 nucleotides. RefSeq lists its product as uncharacterized. Lineage: Eukaryota; Metazoa; Arthropoda; Malacostraca; Decapoda; Varunidae. Gene Ontology annotation, molecular function: protein tyrosine phosphatase activity. The coding region runs from base 39 to 5525 and encodes 1828 amino acids. Gene Ontology annotation, biological process: protein dephosphorylation. The transcript has 13 exons. The record is from RefSeq and is a predicted model, not a curated record.